UUUUAUUUUUUUAUUCAUUAUCUCAAGAGCCCAAGUCAAGAAAACACAGCCCCUAACAGUCGAAAUCUACAAUCAUUUAGGUGGUUAGUUAUCAUUUCAGAGCUUGUGACGAGCAGCAACAUGUUGGCGUUAGAACUCACGUUGAUGGGUUUCUUGUUGAACCUGAUGUCUGUAAACUGCAACGUCGAUUUGAUGCUAUCAUACUCUGAGAAAAUUAAGUACCCGAUAGAUGACCAGAAGACCAUUAUUGUUGAAGGCUUCGUUCCUCAGACUUCCCAAAGCUUUUUGCUGAGCCUCGCUGACAAAGAGGAAUAUUCACGGAGUAUAGAUAUACCUCUACAAGUUCAAGUUGACUUUAACCAAAAGUGGCUGGAGUUAACCUACAAAAAGGACGGACAUUGGCCAGAUGAUAAAUAUACAGUUGAAAAUAUUCCAUUUACCAAAGGGGAAAAAUUUGAGUUCAAGAUAGCUCUAUUGCAUGAUUUUUUCGAACUGUCCGUCAACGAAGUGUUUUUUAGAGAUUUUAAGCUCCAGAUGUCCAAGGAUCUAAUCCACUACAUACAUGUUGAUGGUAAUGUUGACAUCAGCAGGAUUUUCCACUCGCCAAAUGUGGUUCAACUUGAGUUGGAAUCUGCUGAAGAACAGAUCAUCGUCAAUGGAUUCCCAACCAAAAACACAGAAAGGUUCACAAUUUUCCUGGCCUAUGGUUCUGGCUUGAACCCACAAAACUCAACUGUUGACAGCUUGCGUGAUGUAACCCUUGAUUUCGAUGUCCGAUUUACUGGUUACGCGCAUGGGAAUGCUGUUGUCAUAAACCACAAGACUAAUAAUGAAUGGGACAAAGAAGAAGUGUACCCUAAUCACAAAUUUGAAGCCGACAUUCCAUUUCAGCUGGUGAUUACAUUACUGCCAGGGCAAAUUGAGAUCGACCACAGAGGUGUACACAAGUACACUUACAAGCACAAAAUCGAGCAGCUCAAUUACUUUGGUUAUGGUGGAAAUGUUCAUGUCAGCGAAAUCCUUACCACAUAGAAAUCAGGAAAUCAUUUACCAAAGAGGUUAUUGAUUUAGUAGUUGCUCUGAUAAUAAUAAGGAAAUGUACCUUUCAAAUCCACUUCUAAAAAUAAGCAAUUUAGUUUUUAAAUAUUUAACUCUUGAAAACCAUUUUUUAAUUACAGCCUCAAAAAUUUGUUGUCUUUGAAUUAAAUUUUCAUUUGUUUUUAUUUUAUUUAAAGAUUGAACAUUAUAUUAUACUUGGUGACUAAUAAAUAAAAUGUGCAAAUUAA
Molecule: messenger RNA, 1286 nt
Organism: Physella acuta
Lineage: Eukaryota; Metazoa; Mollusca; Gastropoda; Physidae
Molecular function (GO): carbohydrate binding
Source: RefSeq, a predicted model, not a curated record